Molecule: messenger RNA, 1152 nt
Organism: Aspergillus aculeatinus CBS 121060
Lineage: Eukaryota; Fungi; Ascomycota; Eurotiomycetes; Eurotiales; Aspergillaceae
Product: zincin
Exons: 1
Coding region: 149-1015 (288 amino acids)
Molecular function (GO): metallopeptidase activity
Source: RefSeq, a predicted model, not a curated record
CUAAUCCUCCGGGUCAAGGGCUCACUUCUUCUCUCAACAAUCCCAAUCCCAUCACACCCUCAAUCACCCACCAUAUCCAACCAAGCUGGACUCCGUCGCCAAAGACUGGUGUGGAACCUCGAUCCGCAACCGACCCAAGCCCAUCAUCAUGUCCAACCAGCAGGCCACCCUCGACCCGGGCCGCGCCAGCUUCUUCGACGACCUGAAGGGCGCGGUGGGGCAAGAAGCCCUAAAGACCCUCGACCCCUCAACCGACCUCUCCGACGAACAGCCCGACGAGCCGUCCUCCACCUCCGGAGGCCCAGCGAGGUACACCUGCUCGACCCAGAAGCCCACCCCGGUGACCUUCACCGAUGCCACCAGCACCAGCAGCAGCGACCCGGCGGCCAAGACCGCCGCCCUCCAAGUCGGCUUCGGCAAAGUGAUCCCGCGGUGGAAGCCCGGCCCGAACCAGCGCAUCAACUUCGCCGCGUUCGCCAACGGGUACCCGAAGGCCGAGUGGGCGACGCUGGCGGCCAACGCGCUGAAGGCGGCCGCGGACGAGUGGAACCGGCUCGAGCUCGGGGUGAGGCUCGAGUGGGUGGCCCGGCUGGAGGACGCGGCGUUCGUGCUCUCCUACGGCGGCAGCCAGGGCGGGGUUCUGGCCGAGGCCUUCUUCCCGAGCCCGAUCGACCUGAACUAUCUGAACGUGUACGAGUCGGCCUUCGCCCCGGGCACCGUCGCCUACCUGAAGAACAUCUUCCUGCACGAGCUCGGCCACGUCCUCGGCUUCCGGCACGAGUUCGCCCCGGAGCUCGAGGAUACCCAGGAUGACUACACCGUGCAGCUGGGGCCCCGCAACCCGCUCUCCGUCAUGGCCUACGAGUUCCCGCCGCAGCUGCAGACCUCCGACGAGGACAGCGCGCGCGCCUUCUACCGGUUCCCCGGCACGCAGCUCGGGUGGGGGGAGGCGCGGAGUCGCGCGCCCCGGUCCGGGCGGAUGCUCAAGAUCGUGGAUGUGGAGCCGAACAACUAGGCUUGGGGAUAGGGUCGGGAGAAUGGGACUGGUCUUGCAGUCUUGUCGGGAUUCAUUUCGAUGUGCUUAUUUGGUGCGUCUUCCAUGAAACUGCCAUGCUACCCCUCCGAACGCGUCUGAGGAUGAUGCCUUUGUCG